AUGAGUUACUCAGCCAAUGAGCAGGAGGGGAGGGCCAAGCCGGCUGGGAGGAAAGGGGACCCUGCGGGCCAACCAAACCCCACAGUGAAGUUYUACGUGGUGAAUUUGUACGGGCCGACCCAUACACAGGAGCUCACACCACCAGACAGCCUCAAAAUAAGGGAGCACUAUGUAGCCAUGGUCAAGUGGAUCAGUAAAACCAAGACAACGGUCAGGUGGAUGAGCCGUGCCCAGAAUGUGUCAAUCCUGACCGUGUGUGACACCACCACAGGAGCCUGUGUUAAGAGGCAUGAGGAGACCUCAGAGCUCUGGCUUUCCAAGCAGAACCAGGAACCAGUGUUCUCCAGGGACGGCAGCAGAUUCUUCCUGACGGUGCCCGUCAAGCAAGGCGGGCGCGGAGAGUUCCAUCACAUCGCCAUGUUCACCACACAGUUCAGAGCAGAUCAAAAUGAAGUCCGCCAUCUUACAUCAGGGAACUGGGAAGUAACUAAGAUCCUGGCCUAUGAUGAGAGCAACGACAACAUUUAUUUCCUCAGCACUGAAGGCUCACCACGGAGAAGACAGCUUUUCAGUGUGAAGACUGUGGGGUUGUUCCCUCGACACUGUCUGACGUGUGAGCUAAAUAAGGCCCACUGUCUGUUCUUCGAUGCUGAGAUAAACCCCAGUGAUCAGCACAUCCUCCUCCACUGUAAAGGUCCGGGAGCACCCACUGUGAUCUUACACAGCCUCAAUAAUUCCAAUUACUACAUCCUUGAGAACAACUCUUUACUGAAGGCAGCUUUGAAGAUCAAGAGGAUUCAAAUGACGGACUUCAGAACAAUCCAGAUGGAACAUUUUGAUCUGCCUUUGAAGAUCUCCUACCCACCAGACUUUUCUGAAUCACGUCAAUAUGGCCUGCUACUGGUAGUCGAUGGCUCCCCCGGUGGCCAGGCUGUGAGCGACCGAUUCAUUCUGGACUGGGACUCGGUUCUGGUCAGCUCGGAUAACAUCAUUGUGGCUCGUCUAGACGGCAGAGGGAGUGGCUUCCUGGGCCAGAGGGUUCUACAUGAGGUCCACCAACGUUUGGGGACAGUAGAGGUGCAGGAUCAAAUCGCAGCUGUGGAAUACAUGUUGACAUUCCCGUACAUUGAUCGUACACGGAUAGGAGUAUUUGGGAGGGGCUAUGGUGCCUAUAUUACAUUAAUGAUGCUCAAAUCAACAGACAGCCUGUUAAAAUGUUCCGUAGCAAUGUCCCCAGUCACAGACUGGAAACUAUAUGCAUCAGCAUUUUCUGAGAGGUACCUCGGCAUGCCAUUACGGGACGACAGCAGAUAUCAGUUCUCCAGCGUGUUGCAGAACGUCCAGCCACUGAGGGAACAGACUCUGAUGCUUGUCCACGGUACAGCAGAUGCCAAUGUCCACUUUCAGCAUACUGCUGAGCUCAUCAYGAACCUUGUGAAAGUUGGAGCAAACUACUCGAUGCAGAUCUAUCCAGAUGAGGGUCAUUUCCUGUCCCAGAGAAGUAGGCUGCACCUCUUUGCCUCGCUCACCAGCUUCUACAGGGAGUGUCUCAAGGAAGAGAUCCUACCGCUGCCCGAUGAUGAUGAGGAGGAGGAAGAGUAGGAGUAYGAUGUGGUGGAGACCUUCGGCAGGACUUUUGCAGGACUUCCUCACUGUAAAAAAAUUSCUGAAGCCUGCACGAAAGGCUGGUGGCUUUUGGACCAAGUGUUAAGARGGAGGUGGACAGUGAGAGUUGCGGCGUGUGUGUGGGUAUGUGCGUGUGUGUGCAAAUCACAUCGCUUGUGUUAGUUUGAGAYAGAGUUUGUGCGUGUUUGUGCGUGUGCCUGCGUAUGUAUGUUUGUGUGUGCGUGUGUUUGCAGUCAGAGAACUCCCAAGGACACCUGUCAAAGCCAAUGGACACCAGAAUUGUCAGGACUACAAGUGGGAACUCUCACUUAUCCAAAAUGCCACUUCAAUCUCCACCUCUGAGACUAUCCCUCUCACGGCAAAGCACAUAGCAGACMGCCUCCAUCUCCGGCAGGAGCCAUUAGGGUUCCAGCAUCCACACUGACAAGUGCAUGGUUCUUUUCCCCUUUCAGCUUAACUCGUUUUGCCAUGUUAGUUUUCAUCGUGGUAGACAUUGGAAGAGGCAAACACAUAUGUACCCUUUUCAAUUUMAUCCUCUCUUUAUUUUGGGGUUUCGAUGCACACGGAUAUGCUCCACUGCUCUUCAGAGACAUACUGUAGGCAAUGCAAGUUCACCRUGACUGUGACGUUGUCCGCAAAUAAGUGCAAUUCCCGCUGAAUGCUCUCAUCUUUGAGACCCCCCACUGAAAAUAAGUCCUUUGUGCACACUUAAUUGUACAAGGGUCUCAUGUAGACAUGUCCAAUGCCUUAUGAAGUGCUACAUAAGACCACGUACUGGCAUUCAUAUCCCUUAGUUAUUAGAAGRUUCACACUAACCCGUGUCAGCUCAGUUCUUUGAGAUGCAACAUGCCAGUGCAGUCUCAGAGACAGUUAAUAUCAGUUGUAAGGUCAGGUCAUAAACCAGUUGUAGUUCCAGUGAGUAGUGAGUGGUCACAAAGGCCAUAAAAUGACAUCGUGUAGGGCUAAGUAAGGCGUUUCGCAUGUCUACAGGGGGACGCCUAAAGUGUUGCCGUAUUUUGUACAGUACAAUACAGCAGAGUGUGUACAUACCUAUAUUUUUUAGAUAUGUCAGAUCWCACGGAUAGGUUAGUCUAUGGGAAUGGAAUGAUUUGACAUGUAUGUCUUGUAUAUUUUUCAGUUUUUUGGGGGUUUAGUAGAUUUUUCUUCUUAGGGUGGAUUUUGUAAUGCUUGUUCAUGUUCAUUUUGUUGUUUUUGAAGGGGGGGGUGAUGGUUUUGGGUUAUUGUGAUUGUCCUCCAGUGAUGAUUGUGAAUAAAAAACACUGAGAAACGAAUAUAUUACCGUAAGGUAUUCAGCACAAAUUACAUUCAA
Messenger RNA from Salvelinus sp. IW2-2015, 2956 nucleotides. NCBI's taxonomy places the organism in Eukaryota, Metazoa, Chordata, Actinopteri, Salmoniformes, Salmonidae. The record is from RefSeq and is a predicted model, not a curated record.